Molecule: messenger RNA, 763 nt
Organism: Rhodofomes roseus
Lineage: Eukaryota; Fungi; Basidiomycota; Agaricomycetes; Polyporales; Fomitopsidaceae
Product: Prefoldin subunit 4
Exons: 4
Coding region: 51-503 (150 amino acids)
Biological process (GO): protein folding
Cellular component (GO): prefoldin complex; cytoplasm
Source: RefSeq, a predicted model, not a curated record
CGCGGCUUGGAGACCAAGUCUCGCCUCGUAGACUGGUCGAGCUGCCUAACAUGCGCAUGCUACCUCAAGAAGACGAGAAUAAUGACAAUGUCGAGGUCACCUGGGAGGACCAGCAACGUAUCAACACGUUCUCGAAGAUGAACACGCGUUUGCGAGGGAUUGAGGCUCAGAUGGAGGAGUUGAAGCAAGACAAAGAGGCCCUCGACGAUCUGGCGAUGGAACUCGAGCUUUCAGACGAGGAUCAGCCAGUCCUGUACGUGUCAGAGCAUUGCCGAUGCCUAUUCAACCUCAUGAUACAUUGUUUGUCUAGGUACAAGGUCGGCGAAGCUUUCCUACACCUUCCACAUCGCCGCGCUAUGAAACAGCUGGAACGAGACCAAGCGCAAGUGGACAAACAGUUCUCUACGCUCACGAAUCGCGCAGAGGAGUGCGAAAAGACCAUGAAGGAGCUCAAGGUCGUCUUGUACGCUAAGUUCGGUCGCGCAAUCAAUCUUGACGAGUGAAGUGCUGCCCGUCAAGACUCGCGCGAAGUAUACCACGACGUUGUAACGAUACAUUUGCUGUCUACUGUAGCAAAAUUUCUUCCGACCGGUUCCAAUCGCUGUCCGUUUAUCGAUUCGGUGCUUAUUCUACUCCAUCCGUGUUGAUCAGGUCCACAAGGCUCCUGUCAGGCUGCUUCGCAUCUGCGUUGACAAACACGAGCAGUCGCUCAUAGACUUCGGUGCGCUGCUUGAACCGUGCUGGCGUGGGCUGGGAGCCACUC